Venustampulla echinocandica is the source of this 1053-nucleotide messenger RNA. RefSeq names its product NAD(P)-binding Rossmann-fold containing protein. The record is from RefSeq and is a predicted model, not a curated record. Lineage: Eukaryota; Fungi; Ascomycota; Leotiomycetes; Helotiales; Pleuroascaceae. The transcript has 2 exons. Gene Ontology annotation, molecular function: oxidoreductase activity, acting on the CH-OH group of donors, NAD or NADP as acceptor. Bases 1 to 1053 code for a protein of 350 amino acids.
AUGUCUUCAGUCAAAUCAAAUACUGGACUGGGAAAGACCGUCCUCGUUACAGGCGGAUCAGGAUAUGUCGCUGCUGAAGUACUCAAUGCUCUUUUCUCCCGCGGUUACAAUGUAAGGACAACUGUUCGCAACCAAGAAGCGGCCGAUAAGAUCCAGAAAUCCCAUGGCAAAUACCUCGAUCGCCUCUCUUUCGUGAUUGUCAAAGAUCUACAGAUUCCCGGGGGACAUGAUAAAGCGGUAAAAGGUGUCGAUGGGGUUAUUCAUACAGCUUCCCCUUUCGUCUUAAACGUAGAGGACAAUGAGCGGGAUCUUUUGAAACCCGCUCUGAACGGCACGAUCGAGGUCUUGAAAUCUAUUCAAGCCCACAAUCCCAGCGUCAAGCGAGUUGUGAUCACAUCAUCAUUCGCAGCUAUGGUUGACCUUACUAAGGGGAACCGCCCAGGAUAUACAUAUUCUGAAAAGGACUGGAAUCCAACACCUUACGAAGUAGCGGCUAAGAAGGACACCCCCGGGGCAGUGGCCUAUUGUGCUUCCAAACUUUUUGCAGAGAAAGCGGCCUUCGACUUUGUGAAGCAGAACAACCCCAACUUUACCAUCAGCACUCUCUGCCCACCCAUGGUCUAUGGUCCUAGUAGCGUCUACAUCCCUAGUCUCGAGCGUCUGAGCACAUCCGCAGCAGAAAUCUAUAGUCUGAUGAACGGAUCAACGAAGAGCGUUCCCGACACGGGUUUCUUUGGAUUCGUCGACGUCCGUGAUUUGGGCGAGGCUCACGUUCGGGCAUUCGAGUCGGAAAAGGCGGCCGGGCAGAGAUAUCUCGCUGCAUCAUCGAAAUUUACCUUCCAGAAAAUUUGCGAUAUUAUCCGAGAGGAGUUUCCUGAGAAGAGGGCAUUGGUCCCUGAGGGUACGCCGAAUGCGCCGUUCCCAGAUUCAUACGAUCUUGAUAAUAGUAAAAUCAAGACCGAGCUUGGGAUGGAAUUUAGAGAUAUUAGGACGAUGAUUCGUGAUAUGGCUGCGCAGUUUAUUGAGAUUGAGAAGCGGACUGGCAAAGCUUAA